AGGAGGAGCGGCGGGGCCAGUGCAUAUACGGCUGAGCCGCCUCCGGGCCGGGGGCGAGGUCGCGCCUGGCCCGGGGGGAGCGGUCGGGCUGCGGUUAUUUUUGGCCUUCCAUGUGGAUAGCUUCAGUGAAUGCUCCAAGAUUAGGGAAUGAAGUGGAAAUCAACUGAAUUUUCUUGUGCCCUACUGAGAUGAAGCAAUGUUCACGUUCACGGUGGAUGGAAGUCAUGGCAACACCUAACAUGGGAGGGAAGUACACGAAUGGACAAUGUGGCGUGACUCAUUCAGAUUGCAGAUCUUCUGCCUGCUUAUGGCAGUACUGGCUGUCGUGGUGCUGGUCCAUAAUUUCUUUCAGUUAGAGAACUUAGAUGAUGACACAAUUUCAGGCUCAAACUGGAUAACAGAAAACAAUGUCCAACACUCUCUGUCCCAGACAACCAAAACUACCAGGAAGCCUUACUGUGGUUAUAAGCAGCAGACUUUGUCCAAAAGAGAACAAGUGGAAGAGGAAUCAUUGCUUGCUGCAAUAGAGUGGCCAAAUCCCCCUGACAGCAGAACUGCCUUUCUACAGAGCACUGAUCCCUUACAUAGUGACUUUGUGAUUGUGAAACCCAGUGAGCCCUUCAAGGUGGGUGAUCAGUUAGAGGUACUUGUUCGUCUGAAGGAUUUCCAAGGAAAACCGAAGCAGUACGGUGGAGACUACCUCCAGGCACGAAUUCACUCUCCUCUGCUGAAAGCUGGAGCAACAGGAAGGGUUGUAGAUUGCCAUAAUGGCCUUUAUAAAGUCUUCUUUACUUUGCUUUGGCCGGGAGAAGUCAAAGUUUCUGUGUCGCUUGUCCAUCCGAGUGAAGCAGUCCAAGUCCUCCUGCGUUUACGAGAAGAAAGGCCAGACAGAGUCUAUUUCAAAAGCUCGUUCAAGUCUGGAAGGUAUUCAGAGACUACUGAAUGCAAUGUUUGCUUGCCUGGAGAUCUGCCAGUCUGCAACUUCACAGAUCUCUACACUGGUGAGCCGUGGUUCUGUUAUAAACCUCGGAAACUGUCCUGUACCAGCCGAAUCAACCAUGCCAAGGGUGGAUAUCAGAAGGGUCUUCUGACACAAGAGGAAAGCCUCUUUUUCCAAAGUGAUGUGAAUAUCAAGAGGCCAAUACUCUCCAGUGGACCUGAUUCAGUGAUUGUAAAGCCCAAUGCAUUUACAGAUCCAGUCAGCAUAGACAGAGCUGAAGACCCCACAGUGUCUCCUUCUGGUUACUUUUAUGAAGAUGAAUGGAGGUCCAGAACACACUGGAUCCAUCAUUUUAACAGCUCAGAUGACAUAACUAAGUGCUUACAAGGAAAAGUAAUCCACUUGUUUGGAGACUCGACGAUAAGACAGUGGUUUGAAUAUCUGACAGCAUUUGUCCCAGAUCUGGUGGAGUUUAACCUGGGGAGUCCUAAGAACGUUGGACCUUUCAUGUCUGUGGACCAGAAGCACAACAUCCUCUUGAAGUUCCGCUGUCACGGGCCACCCAUUCGCUUCUCAACGGUCUUCAGCAGUGAGCUGCGCUACAUUGCCAACGAGCUGAACGGCAUAGUGGGCGGGAGGAACACGGUGAUAGCCAUCACCAUCUGGUCCCACUUCAGCACUUUCCCCGUGCAAGUGUACAUCCGCCGGCUGAGGAACAUUCGGAGAGCAAUCAUCCAGCUGCUGGAUCGCAGCCCCAAGACUUCAGUUGUCAUCAGAACCGCUAAUGCUCAGGAGCUGGGGCCGGAAGUGAGCCUCUUUAACAGUGACUGGUACUCCUUUCAGCUUGAUACUGUCAUGAGGAAGAUGUUCUCAGGAAUUGCCGUGCACUUUGUGGAUGCCUGGGACAUGUCUCUGGCUCAUUACUUGCCACAUAACUUGCACCCAAAAGAAGUCAUCGUUAAGAAUCAGAUAGAUGCGUUCUUGUCUUACGUGUGCCCUCUGCAAAUUUAGUGCAAGUGGGUAUCCCUGUGUCAUCAUUUGCUGUAGCUGAAGUUGCUGUUUGCAGCUACCAAAUUAUGCAGGAUGCAGUACAAGAACUGGUUAGUGUACUUGCAAGGGUGGCUUUUUGUUUGAGCUGUGGAGUUAUGCAGGAUGCAAUAGAAGAACUUUAUUUGCAAGGGUGGCCUUAAGUCUGGGUUAGCUGUGAAGGAUGGUCAAGGGGACUUGACUGUUCAGGCUGUAUCUUCUUGCAAGGUUGAUUCCUUUCAACCUCAUUAUUCGUGUCUGAGAUGAUUAAAGAGCACUUUAAAUGGACAGGAUUCAAUAGGAAAUUAUGUAGGUUAUUAGCUUUACUAGUUGUCUGCACUGUGUGCUUCAACUCCUCCAUAUGACACUGAUUGUGUUGCUGCUUACAACUUAGUAGAAACCUGGAAAGGAUUUGCAGGGAGAAGUUUUUCUCUCAGUGUUCCAGAGUUUGAGCAACAUCUGCUACAGCUGUCCUGGAGUUUGAGUGAUGACAUGGGUUACACCAAUGACACCCUGCUGCUGUAUGUCAGAGAACCACAGUGUCUGUUACUGUUUCAAAGUCCUAAUUAGAAGUAUGGAGUGCACCAAAAUCACUAAUACCCAUCAAGGAAGCACAAUCAAAAUAUCUGUAAUAUUAAGUCAUCUGGAAUUGGCUGAAAUUUAAUUGAGCCACACCAGUUAGGCACCCUUAGUGUUUACAGAUUGCUGCAAAAUAAUGCAACUAGUCAGGAUUUUAGUUUCGUUUCCUGUACUACUGCAUCUCUUCUGAGCAUUAAUAUACUGUCUACUUCCUGGGUUAUCUGCAAUGGAGAAAUGUGCAUAUUAUGACCUUGGUGAAGACACUGUUUCAGGCAGUUUCUGCAAGUUCAUGUUGCAGGCUGGCCUGCUUGAAGUGUUUCCCUUCCCUAUAAGAUAAAGCUAUUCCGUUAUGCUCCUGCAAAA
Messenger RNA from Pogoniulus pusillus (Red-fronted tinkerbird), 2908 nucleotides. It is a transcript of the gene NXPE3, whose product is annotated as neurexophilin and PC-esterase domain family member 3. Bases 266 to 1951 code for a protein of 561 amino acids. The record is from RefSeq and is a predicted model, not a curated record. The transcript is spliced from 7 exons. Lineage: Eukaryota; Metazoa; Chordata; Aves; Piciformes; Lybiidae.